UCAUCGCUCCCUAUCCCAACCGCUCCCGCACUCCCCUCUCCCCCUCUCCCUGUCCGCGCGCGCCUCCUGUUGCGCACCUCCCCGCACACCCGCACAUACCUCCCCGCCACCAUGCGCAAACCCUGCCACGUUCUGUUGCCUGCUCCUUCCUUCUUCCCUUGGGAUGCCCCAAUCCCCAGCCCGUCUCGGCGGCCCAUUCCUUCGAUGCCAGCUCCCUGAUUGACCCGCCAGAUCGUCGGACGUCCGACGUCGCCGACACCAACGACGGCCCUUCCAGUGCCAAGCGCCCCUACCAGGAUGAGUCCGCGGAGCCCGCCCGCCGCGGGGCCCACGGCACCAGCACCGGCACCAAGCGCAACACCAGCCACGACGACCACGGGGCCAGUGGCAACGGCUCGUCGGGGGCCGGCAUGACGUCGGCCUCGGCCGGCGGCAUGUCCACCGGCUCGGGUGGUGCCUCGCUGGAUCUCUCCGACCCGGCUGGCGCAUACCAGGCGGCCAACACCAAGCGCCCGCGCCUGCUCGAGGGGACCAGCCACCCCCCCUCGGCGGUGCUGCACGUGCGCAACCUGCCGCAGGAUGUCACCGAGAUCGAAAUCAACGAGAUCAUCCCCUACCCCGAUCGGGUGGUCAAGAUCAUGGUCAUGAAGAACAAGUGCCAGGCACUCAUCCAGUUCUCCGAUGUGUCCAGCGCCACGCGCGUCAUCAGCUACUUCCAGACCAACAAGCCCUAUGUCCGGGGGCGACUUUGCUACUUCCAGUACUCCUCGCGCAAUGACCUGAAUGAGCAGCGCUCGGCCACGUCGACCUCUGCCGGGGGGGCCGGUGGCCACUCCUCGGCCGGCAGUGGUGGCAUGUCCAUGCAGGGCGGCUUCGCCGGGCAGGUUGGCGCCUACGGGGCAGCCGGCGCGGCUGGCGGCUACUACGGCCAGGCAGCCGGCGGCCCGGGGGCCGCUGGCGGGGCCUACGCCGGGUAUUCCGGGGCCGGGGCCGGGGCCGGCUAUCCCGGUGCUGCUGGCAUGCAUGGCCAGGCCGCCGGCGCUGGCGGGUAUCCCGGAGCCGGGGUCGGUGGCCCCGGUGGUGGCAUGGACGCCUCCGGUGCCGGGGUCGUGACCCCGGCGGUGGGCGGCACCCCCGGCGCCCCGGGCCGCGUGCUUCACAUCACCAUCACCAAUUGCAAGUACCCCAUCUUCCUGGACACCAUCAUCCGGGUGUUCUCCUACCAUGGGGAGCUUCGCCGGGCCAUUUUGGUCGACCGGCGCCGGCAGAACCCCACCGGCCCCAUCAGCAACCCGGACGAUCACAAGGCCCUGGUGGAGUACUUUGACCCGGCGGCCGCCAGCAUUGCCAUGGAGUCGCUGCAGAACCAGUGCCUCUACGUCAAUUCCGGCGUGAUUCAGGUCCAGCUGUCGCACUUGCCGGAGCUGACCGUGCGCCAGAUCACCGAGCGCACCUGGUGCUCCAUGCUGGCCAACUAUUCGGCGGCCGCGGCCGCGGCGGCCAGCGGCCACAUGCUGACUCCCGGGGCCGGGGCCGCCGGCCACGGCGGGGAUCACCACGCCGGGGCCAUGGGCGGCCACCAUGCGGCCGUGGCCGCGGCCAUGGGGCACCAUCAUGGCGGCAUGUCCGGGCACAUGAUGGCCGGCGGUGGCCAGGGCUCCGGCGCCGGCAUGUAUGGCGCCGGGCCCGGGGGCAUGAUGGGUGCCGGCGGCCCGGGUGCCGGUGCCUUUGGCCCGGUGUCGCCGGUGCUCGUGGUCAACCGGCUGAAUGAGGAGCGCGUCACUUGCGACCAUCUGUUCAACAUCUUCAGCAUUUAUGGCGAGGUGGAGACCGUGAAAAUCAUGUUCUCCCGCCGCCGCACGGCCCUGGUGAAGUUCGCCAGCCCGGAUCAGUCGACGCUUGCCCUGCAGAUGCUCAACGGUGUCAGCCUCUUCGGCUCGCCCAUGGGCAUCAUGUACUCCAAGCACAUGUCCAUCAACCGGCCGUCCGAGAACAAUCCCAACCAGGACCCGACCGAGGCCAUGCUGACCAAGGUCUACACCGGGCCCCAGUACCAGCGCUACCAGCCGAAUAAGGUGUCGGGCCGGAUGCACCCGUCGCAUGCCAUCAAGCCGGCCCCGUCGGCCAGCCUGCACAUCAGCAACCUGCCGAUCGAUGUGACCGAGCGCCAGCUCUCCGACCAGUUCUCCCGCUUCGGCAUGGUGGUCGAGAUGAACCUCUUCAAGCGCAAGCCGGAAACCCGCACCAACAUGGGGAUUGUCCGCCUGGAGUCCCUCGAUGCGGCGGUCUCGGCCCUGGCCUGCCUCCACCGGACCAGCCUGCCCACGGCGGCGGUCUCGGCCGAUGACGACCCGGAUGCCGGGCUGGGCGCCGGCUCGCCGGAGCAGCUCCUCAUGCGCAUCAGCUUCGCCAAGUCUUCGGGCGGCGGCGGCGGCGGCGGCGGCUCUUCCGGCUCGGGCCACCAUCAUCACCACCACCACCACCACCACUCUUAA
Molecule: messenger RNA, 2495 nt
Organism: Fonticula alba
Lineage: Eukaryota; Rotosphaerida; Fonticulaceae
Exons: 4
Coding region: 411-2495 (694 amino acids)
Biological process (GO): regulation of RNA splicing
Cellular component (GO): nucleus
Molecular function (GO): mRNA binding
Source: RefSeq, a predicted model, not a curated record